UUUUUUUAUUUAGUUUACCAUUCAUGAAAGAGAUAUAGUGAUAUAUAUCGUGUAUCGCGAUGUAACAAAAUAUAUUGCAAUAUUAUUUAUUGGCCGUAGUUCAGUUUUCUAUUUGAAAUCUAACAUUUCCAUUUUAUCAAACAUAAUAAACUAUUUUAUUUGCAUUCAUUUUGACCCAGUGUGUGGUUGUUAUGGGAGUCAUGAGCAACACUUUUGCCUUUUUUUUAAAAACCUUUCAGAAAUGGAAGAUGGGGAUGUCUCCGCCCUCGUGGUCGACAACGGCUCCGGCAUGUGCAAGGCCGGUUUCGGCGGCGACGACGCCCCGCGGGCCGUGUUCCCUUCCAUCGUCGGCCGCCCCCGACACCAGGGCGUGAUGGUGGGAAUGGGACAGAAGGACAGCUACGUGGGAGACGAGGCGCAGAGCAAGCGAGGCAUCCUGACGCUGAAGUAUCCCAUCGAGCACGGCAUCGUCACCAACUGGGACGACAUGGAGAAGAUGACGACGUGGCGUGGGACAGAGGGAAUCUGGCAUCACACCUUCUACAACGAGCUGCGCGUCGCCCCGGAGGAGCACCCCGUCCUGCUGACCGAGGCGCCGCUCAACCCCAAGGCCAACAGGGAGAAGAUGACUCAGAUCAUGUUCGAGACCUUCAACUCUCCCGCCAUGUUUGUGGCCAUCCAGGCCGUCCUGUCGCUGUACGCCUCCGGUCGCACCACAGGUAUCGUGAUGGACUCCGGCGACGGCGUGAGCCACACUGUGCCGAUCUACGAGGGAUACGCUCUGCCCCACGCCAUCAUCCGUCUGAACCCGGCCGGACGAGAUCUGACCGACUACAUGAUGAAGAUCCUCACCGAGCGCGGCUACAGCUUCACCACCACCGCCGAGCGCGAGAUCGUGCGCGACAUCAAGGAGAAGCUCUCCUACGUGGCCCUGGACUUCGAGCAGGAGAUGCAGACGGCGGCCAGCUCCCCCUCCCUGGAGAAGAGCUACGAGCUUCCCGACGGACAGGUCAUCACCAUGGGCAACGAGAGGUUCCGCUGCCCAGAGACGCUCUUCCAGCCGUCGUUCAUCGGGAUGGAGUCGGCCGGCAUCCACCAGACGACCUACAACAGCAUCAUGAAGUGCGACGUGGACAUCCGUAAGGACCUGUACGCCAACACCGUGCUGUCGGGCGGCACCACCAUGUUCCCCGGCAUCGCCGACCGCAUGCAGAGGGAGAUCAGUGGCCUGGCUCCGCCCACCAUGAAGAUCAAGAUCAUCGCUCCCCCGGAGAGGAAGUACUCGGUCUGGAUCGGCGGCUCCAUCCUCGCCUCCCUCUCCACGUUCCAGCAGAUGUGGAUCAGCAAGCAGGAGUACGACGAGUCCGGCCCGAGCAUCGUCCACCGCAAGUGCUUCUAGAGGAGGCGGAGAAACACAGCUGCACGUCGUCGUCGACUCUUCCAUCCGCCCGGAAACGUCUCUGGACUGAAAGAUCUUCACAGGGACGUUUCUCAAACUGAACAAUAAUCUGCCCUUUUCCUUUUUCUUUCUUUUUGCUUCUUGCUCAACAAUAAAAUGCCAAGAUUUGAUGUUUACAGCUGAUGAUUUUGUCAUUUGCCUUUCUCUUUUUAUUUAAACAGUUUUGACUCUGAUUCAAAGGUAAAUCAAAUGUUUUUUUCAGAC
Molecule: messenger RNA, 1663 nt
Organism: Scophthalmus maximus (turbot)
Lineage: Eukaryota; Metazoa; Chordata; Actinopteri; Pleuronectiformes; Scophthalmidae
Product: actin, non-muscle 6.2-like
Exons: 8
Coding region: 242-1399 (385 amino acids)
Source: RefSeq, a predicted model, not a curated record